AUGAGAGAGAAACAGCUCAAUCGCCUCUUUCUCUCUCUCUCUCAACUUUAUCUAUUUAGGUCAGAGCUUUUUGUUGAGAUCUCUGUCUAUAUCUAUUCUUUCCUGGGCAAACGAAUCCCAGAUCCUCCUUGCUACACUUCUCUCCACAGCUACAAAACAACCUUCCAUUCUCCCAACUAAUUCCGCAACUCAUCUCCAUUUAUCCAAAACAGAAAGUGAAAAAAAUCCAAUCUUGCUUCGUUUAACCAAGUGGGGUUCAACAAAUGCGAUCUAAUUUGGAUCCGGAGGAAGUGAGUGUCGGUGAUGUCGCUAAGUGUGAAGAACAGCAUUUCAGAUCAAGAAAUAGGCAGCAAUGGUAGCAAUUGUUGCUCGAAUGGCUCUUCGCAGUUGAAAAUCUACCAGACUUUCAUCUUCUCAGUCCCAAUUUUCUUCACUUUUAUACUUUUAUUCUUGUUUUAUUGGUUCUAUCUGCGGCGGCGAAGGGCGGACUGGUCUUCUCUCAGAAUGAGGGCUAAUAAUUCUGUCCUUAUGUCUGAAAUCGGCGAUGAUCUCUCCAGGUGUGAGCUUGGGCUAAAGAAGGAGCUGAGGGAGAUGCUGCCUGUUAUUGUCUUUAAUCAGAGCUUUUCUGUCAAAGACACACAAUGCUCAGUGUGCCUAGGGGAGUACCAGGCCGAGGAUAAGUUACAGCAGAUACCGAGCUGUGAGCACACGUUUCACAUGGACUGCAUCGAUCUCUGGCUAACCACACAUACCACUUGCCCACUAUGCCGCCACUCCCUUCUUGCUUCGACUAAACCUCCCCCGGAUACCCAACCGUCUGACGAAGAUCCUGAAACUAGUGAUGAAGAAGCCACCGCUAAUGAAGAUCCUCAAACUAGUGAACCGUCUUCGGAGGGUGAUGGAGAAGGGGAUGCUUCCAUCGCAAGGGAUCAAGAUACCGGGCAUGGUGAUGAAGAAGGUGAAAGGGAGACUGUGAAAUGAGUCUACUCAUGAAUUGGAAUAUAUUGUAGUUUUUCUUCAUUGAGAGUGAAGAGGCAUCUUGUCUCUAUUUAUGUAUUUUUCCAACACUUGGACAAGUCAAAUGUAUGAUUAAGGUUCAUCA
This is a messenger RNA of Salvia splendens (bonfire salvia), 1102 nucleotides long. Its product is annotated as RING-H2 finger protein ATL58. The transcript is spliced from 3 exons. The record is from RefSeq and is a predicted model, not a curated record. Lineage: Eukaryota; Viridiplantae; Streptophyta; Magnoliopsida; Lamiales; Lamiaceae. Gene Ontology annotation, molecular function: transferase activity. The coding region runs from base 304 to 981 and encodes 225 amino acids. Gene Ontology annotation, biological process: protein ubiquitination.